AAGAUUAUAAUAUUUGUGUUGAAAACAUUGAGUGGCAAAGACUGAAUUUUAUCGCUAUAUUGCUGGCCUUUGGAUAGCCUUGCCAGAUCUUUCCAUGAUUUCAGAGAUGCUGGAUAGCACCGGGACAGAGGACUAUACCUCAUAGGAGUCUUCAGAUGAGACCUUUGAAGAUGCAGGAGCAUUUACUCAUAGUUACUUUCUGUCUUCCUGUGGCCCAAGAAGGAGAUAGUGGUGUUUCACAGUGGUUGAAAUUGCCCCCUAAAAUGUCUGUUUGGAUUGUCUGCUAGAAUAGCAAGUACUGCUUACCUAGCCCUGCAACACUGGCAGCUGACAGAGGUGUUUUAUAACUGUUUUUAAAAUUACCUUAUGUAGAUACCGGUUAGUCGUAGAAGUGACUAUCCUGGGCUUUCUGUUAUCUCCAGUAUUUUCUAACUUUGGUCAGAAUUUUAUGUUUAGAAAGAGUGAUAGUUUCAUGCUAUGGUAGGGUCUAACAGAUUAUGUUUCAUGUGUGCUCUGCUUGAUUGUCAGCUAAGAAAGUAGUGUUCUCUCAUGCACAAGCAGUGACCAUGGCUCCAAUCAUUUCUGUAAAUUUAUAAUCUGUAGCUAAUUUACUUCUGGGCACAGUAUAUUUUGUAUCUGUGAGCAGAAAAAUAAAAGGUUUUGGCUAUCGAUACCUUCUGGAGACCAGUAACAUGUGGCAUUCCUCAGGGGUCAGUAUUGGGACUGGCACUGUUUAACGUCUUUGUCAUCAACAUGGCGAGUGGGAUUGAGUGCACCCUCAGCAAGUUUGCUGAUAAUACCAGGCUGUGUGGUGCGGUUGACACGCUGGAGAGAAGGGAUGCUAUUCAGAGGGAGCUGGACAGGCUUGAGAGGUAGGCCUGUGCGAGCCUCAUGAAGUUCAGCAAAGCCAAGUGCAAGGUCCUGCACAUGGGUUGGGGCAAUCCCAAGCACAAAUACAGGAUGGGUGAAGAAUGGAUUGAGUACAGCCCUGAGGAGAAGGACUUGGAGGCGGUGGUUGAUGAGAAGCUCAGCGUGCCUCGCCAAUGUGUGUUUGCAGCCCAGAAAGCCAGCCGUAUCCUGGGCUGCAUCAAAAGGAGUGAGGCUAGCAGGUCGAGGGAGGUGAUUCACCUCCUCUAUUCUGCUCUCAUGAAACCCCACCUGGAGUACUGCAUUCAGCUCUGGGGCCCCAACAUAAGAAGGACAUAGACCUCCUCAAGCAGGUCCAGAGGAAGGCCACAAAGAUGAUCAGAGGGAUGGAGUACCUCUGCUAUGAAGACAGACUGAUAGAGUUGGGGUUGUUCAGCCAGGAGAAGACUCCAGGGAGACCUUACAGCAACCUUCCAGUACCUAGAGUGGACCUACAAGAAAGCUGGUUCAUAGCCAAGAACAUUAUGAAGCUGCAGCGUCUGGGGAUAACCCAUGUUCUGAAUGCAGCAGAAGGGAAAUCAUUCAUGCAUGUGAACACUAAUGCAGAGUUCUAUGAAGGAACAGGCAUCAGAUACCAUGGCAUUAAAGCUAAUGAUACACAAGAAUUUAACCUCAGUCGCUAUUUUGAGGAGGCAGCUGAUUUUAUUGAGAAAGCACUUUCCCAGAAGGAUGGACAAGUGUUUGUGCAUUGCCGUGAGGGCUACAGCCGUUCUCCUACACUGGUCAUCGCCUACCUCAUGCUUCGCCAGAACAUGGAUGUCAAGUCUGCAUUGAGCACUGUCCGGCAGAAGCGAGAAAUUGGCCCCAAUGAUGGCUUUCUAAGACAGCUUUGCCAGCUCAAUGAGCAGUUAGUGAAGGAGGGCAAACUGAAGCCCUAGAACAGAGCACCAUAGUAUUUUUUGAAGUUUCUCAAACCACCAGAGGACAUCUUAGAUGCUUUAAGAUUCCCAAACCCCAUCACCAAGCUAAAUCACAUAAUGUGAGGGAGACAGAAUUCCUGCUCUCAUCCGGUGAAAGUAUCUUUCUUGAACUCUGGGGUUGUCUUUCAAGAUGGCACAAAAUUGUGUCACUGUUCGGAGCUGUUGCAAUAAAGAAGUGUUUUUAGAGGGGUAACUCCAGGGAUAAAAGCCGUCUUCACAUGUAUUUCGGAGCCCCCUGCAGAUUCUGUAGCAUAUGUGGUUUGCACUGACAUUGAGUGUGAUUCAUUUAGGCCUUUUCUUGUCUUGUAUCCCACCAGAGCACCAUUUUCUGAGAGCCCCAACACAUAUCUUCACUCACUCUUAAUUGAAGUACUGUAUUUUCUAAAGCUUCUUUUCAUGCUCACAGGUGCCUAAAGUUGAGGAGCUUCAAGGAAUGGAGAAGCAUAUAUACAAAUGCACAGAAGCACUUGCUUGUAAAAUGAAGUGUAUGCAGUGUUGUGUUUAGUGUGGAUUUAUGCAAUACACACUGUGUGGUAGUAAAGCCAUUCAGAGCCCAAUCUUGAUGCACACUGUGUUUCCAAGAAUAUUUGUACCUCUUGCUGUUGUGACUGACAUGAAAUAAUUUGAUAUUAAAUGCUCUUUUAUUUUUCUUUUGAAGUCGUACUAGAAAAAAAUCUGAGGAGCAAAAGUCGAGGAAAAAACUUGAGGAAGGAAGAAAUAAUGUCUGUAUUUAGGGGUGCUUGUGCCAGAUGUAUGAUAAAGUCCUAAGAAUCAGAAUAUAAUGGCUCCCAAGGCUUAUAUCGAAAUACAGUAUCUCUCUCCCUUCUGUACUCUCACUGUUUAUCAUCAUAAAAUGGAAUGAGCAUAUACACAGAUUACUUCCAGUAGGGCAGCACAGGUGUGCUUACAAAGCAGUUUUCAGAUUGACUCCUUGGAUUGCUUGCAUGGUAUCAUUAAAUAGAAGUUAAAAUUGUUGCGUACCACGUGGAAUAGGAAACAUUUCUAUUAAAAUAAAUGUUGUCUUGACUCUGUUUGACAUACAGAUGAAAUGAGUCAUUGCAGUGUUGGGAGUGGGAGCGUUGUUUACAGUAUACCUGACUUAGUAUGUAAAUAUGUACGUGUGAGUUACAGCACUGUAUUAACACAAAGGAUCCCCCACUGCAAACUCAGAACUGUUGGUUAAACUAACAGAACCUGAGAUGUAUGUAUUCCCUUUUCAUAUGUGCUUUAAUGUAGUUUUAGAUUGAGAACCUUAACACUAUUUUAAACAGAAACACUGUUGUAUUAGUAACACAUGUAAGCCCAAAUCUAGUUUUGCAUAUUCAGUUCACUAAUCAAAAAUCA
Messenger RNA from Tyto alba (common barn owl), 3191 nucleotides. It is a transcript of the gene DUSP3, whose product is annotated as dual specificity phosphatase 3. Gene Ontology annotation, cellular component: cytoplasm. The transcript is spliced from 3 exons. Gene Ontology annotation, molecular function: MAP kinase phosphatase activity; protein tyrosine/serine/threonine phosphatase activity. Lineage: Eukaryota; Metazoa; Chordata; Aves; Strigiformes; Tytonidae. Gene Ontology annotation, biological process: negative regulation of MAPK cascade; protein dephosphorylation. The record is from RefSeq and is a predicted model, not a curated record. The coding region runs from base 1242 to 1805 and encodes 187 amino acids.